Xyrichtys novacula (pearly razorfish) is the source of this 2665-nucleotide messenger RNA. The record is from the annotation of a GenBank genome assembly. NCBI's taxonomy places the organism in Eukaryota, Metazoa, Chordata, Actinopteri, Labriformes, Labridae.
AUGUCGUCUCCCGAAAAUGCUGACUCACGAGAAGGUACGUCUGUUGUUGUUGUUGUUGUUGUUAUCACACCAAGUUCGUGGUCAGCAUCAUAUGUAUGUGCUAAAAGCUACCAUUAACAGAAUUAGAUAUAUAUUAUGUAUGCAAGAAGAUAAUCCUGCAACCAGAGUAGGGGAGACCGGGAUAGGCUGUCUCACUUUUCACUCUCCAAUGAUUUGCUCAUGGUUAAAAUACCUUACCUUAUUGUCGUCAUUGAAUCAUCAUACAUUGAACAAAAGCUUAUGGACUCUGCAUUUGUCGAAUUAAACCCCUUUCAAGUAACAAGUAACAUAGUAAAAACAUAAGAGUUGCAAAAUUAAGGAUUUGUUUACCUAUAGAUUAAACCAUUAAUUCUGCUAUGAAAAUGAUCAUUCUUGAUAUUAACAUGUCACAGUGCUAUAAAGGGACAUUCCGGUGUAAAAUUAAUUUAGACUGUGGCUGUGUCUGAAAUGAAUCACUCAAUCCUGAACCCCUAACCCCCAUAUGGGAUCUCAGUAUAUAGCUGACUAUGUAGUGAACUUAAUCACCGGAGGUUUCGGACACUACAUAGUAAGACGCGAUGCAUGACGGGAUGCCCACCACCGGUGAGUGACCAUCUGAUGGUCACUACAUUUUGCAGUGCUUUAUGGGAAAUUUUGAGUCGCCUAUAUGGGGCACAGGAAUUGAUCACUCAGGUUUCGGACACCCCUAAAAAUGGCGCUAACCCCCAUAUAGUCGCCUAUAUAGGGGUUAGGGAUCCAUUUCGGUCACAGCCUGGAGAGAUGAAUGUUGCCGACCGCUUGCUUCUCUAGUUAUACCAACAUUAGUAACGACCGCACGAUAGCAAUACACAGUGGUCUGAGGAGCCAUAAACAAACCUCAACCAAAACGCCACUCUAUAGCCACAAAUAAUGCUCAGAACAGCAACAACAACAGUACAUGUAGGGUCCCAGCCAUAGUACUAGCCACCAAACAUCUUUUUAACUUUGCCUAAUUUCUUUCGCAAUGAUCAUUUCUUCAUGGAAAUGCAAUCAGACUGAGACGCAAAGGCAGAAGAACUACCGUGUCUGCAGUGCAAAAUGAUUAAUAUGGUGGUUAUUACUUUAAGGAAAUGAUAAAGAAAUUAUCAUUAAUGUUCUUCCUUGAGCUGCGUCACCCUGCAGCAGUCCGUAAUGGACUGGCCUGAGGACUUGCUACAAACAAGCGGCUGCUGGAAGAGAGUAGGUGAGUUGUGUUUAGUCUCUUUGCGAAAGAAAUUAGGCAAAGUUAAAAACAUGUUUGAUGGCUAGUGCUAUGGCUUGGACUCUAUCUGUACUGUUGAUGAAGUUAGGUGCUGUUCUGAGCAUUAUUUGUGGCUAUAGAGUGGCGUUUUGGUUGAGGUUUGUGUGUGGUUCCAUAGAUCGCUGUGUAUUGCUUUGGUCAUUACUUAAGUUGGUAUAACUAGAGAAGCAAGCAGGCGGCAACAUUCGUCUCUCGAGGGGGUGUCUAACUCUGCAUUAUGGUGUGUUUGACCCUAAAUUAAUUUUAUGCCGGAAUAUCCCUUAAGCUGUACCUGAAUAACCAAGACAACCGACUCUAGUCUCCCAAAGCGAUAUCAAUGUAUUCUUUCAUUUCACUUCAGUCUGUGAGGCUGCGCCCCCGACACCAGAGAAAACCGAAGCUCUAAGGAUUGUGCUGCUGGGCAGGACAGGAUCAGGCAGGAGCUCCUCCGGUAACACCAUCCUGGGGAGGUCUGCUUUCUGGGUGGAUGUUUCCCCUGAUUCUGUCACCAAGCACUGCCAGAAGAUGACCGGGACAGUAGACGGACGAAAGAUCUCAGUGGUUGACACUCCUGGAUUCUUCCACACUCAGCUGUCCCUUCAGGAGGUCAUGGCAGAAGUAGGACGCUGUGUCGUCCUGUCCUCCCCUGGACCACAUGUCUUCUUGGUGACCCUGCAGCUUGGCAGGUUCACCCAGGAGGAGAGGGACGCCUUAGAGUGGGUGAAAGCUACGUUUGGACCUGGAGUUACCAGAUUUACUAUGGUGUUGUUCACCUGGGGGGACCAGUUACGAGGAAAACCUGUCCAAGACUUCUUUGAAGUUAGUGAUGAGCUGUCAGAGUUCAUCAGCAGCUGCCACGGAGGAUAUCAGGCUUUUGAUAAUACUGAACAGAAAAAGACACCAGAGAGCUCAGAACAGGUCACACACCUCCUGGAGAAGUUGGAGAAGCUUGUGCAGAGCAAUGGAGGAGCAUGCUACAGCAAUGAGAUGUUCAAGGAGGCCGAGACGGCAAUCAGAGAUGCACAACAGAGGAUUCUGAGAGAAAUAGGACCCACUUCGGAGUCCCAGCCUAAGGAAUCGAAAGGAUCAGAGAGUAGGAGGGAAGAGGAGGAGAGAAAAAGAGAGGAAGAGGAGGCACAGAAAAGGGCAGAGAGGCUUUUCUGGAGUGAGUUGGUGACGGCUUUGGGGAAAGGUGCAGCAGAGGGGGCGGGGAUCAUGGGGAAAGACAAAGGGAAAGGGAAAGCUGUGAAGAAAGUGAAGGUGAUAGAGAAGGCAGCAGCUCUGGCAGCAUCACCGCUCUCUGUCAGCUCAGCUGCAAAGGCAGUGAGCGGAGCUGUCAGAGAGGGGAGCAAGGUCCUAUACAAACACAGAAAAACCUUCCUGCAUUGA